AACGUCAUAAAUGUGAUGACUGAUGAGGAACUGGGACAAUAUAUUGUGACAUAUGGAGACCGACUCGCAGUAAAAGCAUUUUGUCAGCAAAGAAGUGAGACUUUCCAAACUGCAGGAGUGAAGUCCGCCCUCAUGCAGCGAGUACGUCAAAAAUUGACAGAACAGAGAUCUGCUGAAAGCGGUAGACCACGGAGGUUUGGCAAUCAAUAUGCCGCAAAAGAUAAUCGACGGGUUGAAAUGGGAUGGCUCCAUUUUAACAACGGGGAUUUUCACCAGGUUCGAACAAGACAUGGAGGUGGAACAAGACAUCUGAGUGUCCAGAAAAAUAUUACAAUGGGGGAACUGUUGGAAAUGGGAAAAGCCCUGUUCUUUCCAAACGGACAAUCUCCCAAAGGAUCAGUGGAGGAUUUCGUCUUUGACAUACGUGAUUUUAGUCACGAGAACGUUCCUCUUGAAAGCACAGUAAACCAACUGUAUGAGCAGACCAAAAUAAAAAUGCUGCGAAUUUACACCUGCUCUCGAGGAAAGGAAAAAAUACCUACUGAUGACCAGUUUUCAGAUAUGUCUUCGGAUUUUGAGGACACGGAGGACAUGCAAAGAAAGACCAGGAGAAUCCAGAGGCAGUGUGCAAGGAAACGAACAAGAAGAAAUGAAAGAUCAACCAAUGAUCAAAGGAAUAACCCAGGGAAAUCUACAGAGUCCAACGUGAUACCAAUUUUUUCAACAAGUGAAGAAGAUGGAGAAGCAGACAAAUCAAGCAAGCAAUCACAGUCACCUUCUCUUGAAAUAAUCCACAAAGAAUUGCUGGAUUCUUCAUUUGAAGCUGCUGGAUCCCAUCCUCAUGAAGGUGCAGACAAUCCAGAAGCUGAGGAUGACUGUUUUAUUCUAUCCCACAAUCAAGAUGAAGUUCUUCAGUGUACUCCAGUUGUGGCUAUUAAUGCAUCUGCUGAAGAUUUUGAAAUUCAGUUUGGGCCAGUUUCCAAUCAUGAUGAAGAGAGUCUAGACUCCACCCUUCUGUGGAACCAAGAUGACAUUAACUCCUCUCAGCAUUCAACACUAAAUGAUGGAGCUGCAUCAUUACACAGUAUCUUUGCACAGCCAGGCCAAAAUGACAAAGAAAUACACUGUGUUCAGAUUAGACGAAUUAAUGUUGUUAGUGAUCUCAUAAACAUUUUUAUGGAACCAGCAGUUAUGAAUGUUCAGCUAAAAAUGGAACUCACAAAUGAAAAAGCUUUUGACAGUGAUGGUGUGUCAAGAGAGGUGUACUCAGCUUUCUGGGAACGUUUCUUAGAGCUGUGUGAGGGGGAGGAUGAACGAGUACCCAGGCUUCGACCAGACUUCACUGAAAAGCACUGGGAAGCGGUUGGAAGAAUUUGGUUGAAAGGAUACUUGGACCACAACAUCAUACCAAUCCAAUUGUCUCCAGCCUUUAUCCUCGCCUGCUUUCAGGGGGUUAGUUCAGUGGAUGAGGAACUGCUGAUGAUGAGCUUCCAUAGGUUCAUUUCAGCACAUGAACGGCUGACAGUAGACAAAGUUCUAGAAGGAAACUUGGAUGAAGAUGUUGAGGAAGACUUGCUUGACCUAUUUUCAAGGAUGGGCUCACACAACUUGCCUACUAAAGAAAAUGUGCAGGCUUCCCUUUCCACAAUUGCACAUAAAGUUCUUCUUCAAGAACCAAAAUUUGUAAUAGACAGUUUUCACUCCUGUUUUUACAAUGCGGUGCCAUCACUAGCCAGCAAAGAAAAUAUUAUUGAACUUUACGAGUCAAAGAGGGCAACAAACAAAAAAGUAGCCCAAAUGAUAAAACCAUCAAGUGAAAGCCUAAAUUCACAGGAGCAGACAGCUCUAAACCAUCUAUUGAGGUAUGUUCGAAGCAUUGACCAAAAAAAGUUAGAAACGUUCUUGCGCUUCUGCACAGGGUCCACAGUGCUAUGCAAAGACACCAUUGAAAUUACGUUUAAUAGGUUAUCUGGCUUAAAUCGAAGAGUAGUGGCACACACGUGUGGAGCUGUCCUUGAGCUGCCAUGCACCUAUGUGUCAUACCCGGAGUUUAGAACCGAGCUAGACAACAUCUUGGCAGGGGACUGUUUUACAAUGGACAUUCUGUAGCAUUAUGCCCUUCAGUGUUAUUGUCCUUUAACUUUGAGUUUGAAAAAAUGUGAGUGGAGAGCCAAGGGCAACACUGGAAAGAAACAUUUUUUAUUUAAAAA
Molecule: messenger RNA, 2210 nt
Organism: Fundulus heteroclitus (mummichog)
Lineage: Eukaryota; Metazoa; Chordata; Actinopteri; Cyprinodontiformes; Fundulidae
Exons: 4
Coding region: 16-2109 (697 amino acids)
Molecular function (GO): ubiquitin-protein transferase activity
Source: RefSeq, a predicted model, not a curated record